This is a messenger RNA of Oreochromis aureus, 2211 nucleotides long. RefSeq names its product deleted in malignant brain tumors 1 protein-like. Gene Ontology annotation, cellular component: membrane. NCBI's taxonomy places the organism in Eukaryota, Metazoa, Chordata, Actinopteri, Cichliformes, Cichlidae. The annotation marks the transcript as partial. The transcript has 8 exons. The record is from RefSeq and is a predicted model, not a curated record.
GUUGAAGUUUAUCACAAUAACAGCUGGGGAACAGUCUGUGAUGAUGGCUGGGACUUAAAUGAUGCUGAGGUGGUUUGCAGACAGUUAAACUGUGGGUCAGCACUGGAAGUUCCUCAGUCAGCUCACUUUGGUGCAGGAACUGGACAGAUUUGGCUUGAUCAUGUGACCUGUUCAGGAAGUGAAAGUUCUCUAACUGAGUGUCAACACAGUGGAUUUGGAUCAAACACAUGUGAACAUGGUCAGGAUGCUGCUGUCAUCUGUUCAGAUCUGAUUAGAUUAGCUGGUUCUGGAUCAUCUCGAUGUUCUGGCAGAGUUGAAGUUUAUCACAAUAAUGUCUGGGGAACAGUCUCUGAUUAUAACUGGAACUUAAAUGAUGCUGAGGUGGUUUGCAGACAGUUAAACUGUGGGUCGGCAGUGGAAGCUACUCCAUCAUCUAAAUUUGGUGCAGGAACUGGACAGGUUUGGCUCAGUGAUGUGACCUGUUCAGGAAAUGAAAGUUCUCUAACUGAAUGUCAACACACUGGAUGGGGAAACUAUUAUAACUUCAACUACUAUGGACAUUAUUAUGAUGUUGGUGUCAUCUGUUCAGGUGUGAUCAGAUUAACUGGAUCUGGAUCGACUCAAUGUUCUGGCAGGGUUGAAGUUUAUCACAGUAACAGCUGGGGAACAGUCUGUGAUGUUGGCUGGGACUUAAAUGAUGCUGAGGUGGUCUGCAGGCAGUUAAACUGUGGGUCGGCACUGGAAGUUCCUCAAUCAGCUCACUUUGGUGCAGGAAUUGGACAGAUUUGGCUUGAUCAUGUGACCUGUUCAGGAAGUGAAAGUUCUCUAACUGAGUGUCAACACAGUGAAUUUGGAUCAAACACAUGUGAACAUGGUCAGGAUGCUGCUGUCAUCUGUUCAGAUCUAAUCAGGUUAGCUGGAUCUGGAUCGAGCCGAUGCUCUGGCAGAGUUGAAAUAUUUCACAAUAACGUCUGGGGAACAGUCUCUGAUUAUAAAUGGGACUUAAAUGAUGCUGAGGUUGUUUGCAGACAGAUAAACUGUGGGUCUGCACUACAAGCUCCUCGAUCAGCUUACUUUGGUGCAGGAACUGGACAGAUUUGGCUCAGUGGUGUGAGCUGUUCAGGAAAUGAAAGUUCUCUAACUGAAUGUCAAAACUCUGGAUGGGGAAACUACUACUACUACUACUACAAUGGACAUUAUUCUGAUGCUGGUGUCAUCUGUUCAGGUCCAAUCAGAUUAACUGGAUCUGGAUCAAGUCAGUGUUCUGGCAGAGUUGAAGUUUAUCACAAUAACAGCUGGGGAACAGUCUGUGAUGAUGGCUGGGACUUAAAUGAUGCUGAGGUGGUUUGCAGACAGUUAAACUGUGGGUCUGCACUGGAAGUCCCUCAAUCAGCUGACUUUGGUACAGGACCUGGACAGAUUUGGCUUGAUAAUGUGACCUGUUCAGGAAAUGAGAGUUCUCUAACUGAGUGUCAACAUCGAUGUUCUGGCAGAGUUGAAGUUUAUCACAAUAACAGCUGGGGAACAGUCUGUGAUGAUAGCUGGGACUUAAAUGAUGCUGAGGUGGUUUGCAGACAGCUAAACUGUGGGUCUGCACUGGAAGUUCCUCCAUCAGCUCACUUUGGUGCAGGAACUGGUCAGAUUUGGCUUGAUAAUGUGACCUGUUCAGGAAAUGAAAGUUCUCUAGCUGAGUGUCAACACAGUGGAUUUGGAUCAAACAGAUGUGAACAUGGUCAGGAUGCUGCUGUCAUCUGUUCAGAUCUGAUUAGAUUAGCUGGUUCUGGAUCAUCUCGAUGCUCUGGCAGAGUUGAAGUUUAUCAUGAUAAUAUGUGGGGAACAGUCUCUGAUUCCAACUGGAACUUAAAUGAAGCUGAGGUGGUUUGCAAACAGAUAAACUGUGGGUCUGCACUAGAAGCUACUCUAUCAUCUAAAUUUGGUGCAGGAACUGGACAGGUCUGGCUCAGUGGUGUGACCUGUUCAGGAAAUGAAAGUUCUCUAACUGAAUGUCAACACACUGGAUGGGGAAACUACUACUACUACUACAGUUUACAUUCUUAUGAUGUUGGUGUUAUGUGUUCAGGUGUGAUCAGAUUAACUGGAUCUGGAUCAACUCGAUGUUCUGGCAGAGUUGAAGUUUAUCACAGUAACAGCUGGGGAACAGUCUGUGAUGAUGGCUGGGACUUAAAUGAUGCUGAGGUGGUUUGCAGACAG